Molecule: messenger RNA, 3174 nt
Organism: Thermothielavioides terrestris NRRL 8126
Lineage: Eukaryota; Fungi; Ascomycota; Sordariomycetes; Sordariales; Chaetomiaceae
Exons: 4
Coding region: 1-3174 (1057 amino acids)
Biological process (GO): mismatch repair
Cellular component (GO): nucleus
Molecular function (GO): ATP-dependent DNA damage sensor activity; mismatched DNA binding; ATP binding
Source: RefSeq, a predicted model, not a curated record
AUGCUCUUGACGCGCACGCCACCAGCCCCGCGCCUUCGGAUAGCGUGUCUCGGCCGACCUGCGCGCACUCUCGCCACGCUCAGGCGGGUCGGGCGGGUCGGCCGAUGGGGUGUAACCACUGCUUGGGCCCCGACACGUUCUGGUGGCCACGGGCCGCUCGGAAUCCGGUCGCCACUCCAGGUCCGCGGCAAGAAGACGAGGACGGUGGUGAAGCUUGAUGAGCUGCCCCAGGGAGUCGUUGCCCCGCCACCCGAGCUGCUGCGGCCGCCGGAGGAAGAUGAGCCCGCCUAUCCGACCGUGGUGCUUCAGGCACGCCGCAACAUGCAAAAGUUUGACAACUGUGUGCUGCUCACGCGGGUUGGUGGCUUCUACGAGAUGUACUUUGACCAGGCCGACGAGUACGGCCCGCUCCUGAACCUCAAGGUAGCACAAAAGAAAACGAGUGUCGGCCCGGUCCCCAUGGCCGGCUUUCCCUUCUUCCAGCUGGAUCGCUUCCUCAAGAUCCUCGUCCAGGACCUCAACCGCCACGUAGCCAUCGCCGAGGAGUUCCCCAACGACCCGGCCGAGAAGGUCAAGUCAGGUGGGUUGAUGCACAACCGACGGGUGACCCGUAUUGUCACCCCGGGCACCCUUAUCGACGAAAACUUCAUGGAUCCCUACGCAAGCAACUACGUCAUGGCGAUUCACCAACCCGAGCCGGCGGCUGCAUCGGAUGAUGCGAGUUGCCAGGGGGACAGAGAUCAGCGGCCGUUGGGCACUCCAGAGUCUGCCAAUAUUGCCGAGGCCCCUGUAGGACUCGCAUGGCUGGAUCUGUCGACCGGCUCCUUCUUCACCCAGCCGACCACUCUAGCCUCGCUCGGCUCCGUGCUGACUCGGGUGUCACCUCGCGAGAUCGUCCUCGACAAGGCACUCGAGUCGGGUCGGGACAACGUGCUCCUGUCUGUUCUCCAGGAAGAAAGGUACCUCGUCUCCUAUUCGCCCCAUGGCGAGCUGCGGCAGCUCUCCGACUGGGCUCCCCUGCUGGAAUCGGAGAUACCCGCCCAUACGGUCGACAAGUUCACCGACAGUGAAGUGCAGGCUGGGAAUCUCCUACUCCACUACGUCAGGGACCGACUACAAGGGCUGAGCAUGAAGCUGCAGCCGCCGCUCCGUCACGAGAGCAUGCACAUCAUGCACAUCGACAAGAACAGCAUGCGCUCCCUGGAGAUCAAGCAGACCAUCAGGGACGGCGCCUUUCGGGGCAGCCUGCUGCAUGCGAUCCGACGAACCCAAGGCGCCCCGUCGACGUCCCUAGAAGUUAUCAAUUUCAGGCAGGACCUAGUCGCCCGCUUCAUCGAAGAUGAGGAGCUCCGAGACGCCAUUAUCGUCCUCCUGCGCAGGAGCCACGACUCCCAGCGGCUCGUCCAGAAGUUCGCGCUCAACCGCGGCGACCCAGACGACCUGCUUCGGCUGGCCAACACUAUCAAAGCGACCGAGGACAUCGUCAACCUCCUGACCGCAUCUACCUCGGCCGCCCGGUCUGGCAGCAGCCCGGCGAAGGACGACGACUGUCUCUCGACCAUGGUCGGCCGCAUCAGUCUCGACCAGCCGCUGGAGCUUGCGCAGCACAUCCGCGACGCCAUCGACGAGGAAGGUCUCGUGCAGCAGCACCAGAUCGAGGACAGCGAAGCCGGCGAGAUGAUGGCGCUCGCGCAGGAGAUCGUCAAGACCGAAGGCACCGAAGAGGACAGCAGCCUGCUCCCCAAGGGCGCAGCCUCCAAGGCGGCCACCAGCACCAAGAAGAAGAACCCCGCCUCCAUCCGCGACCACUACGGCGAGGACAGCGAAGUGUGGAUCAUGAAGCCCGGCGCGUCGGCCCUGCUCACCCGCCUGCACGAGCAGCUCGCCGCCCUCCGCCGGGAGAAAGAGCAGCUCACCGAGACGCUCCGGGCCCGGCUCAACGCCGCAUCACUCACCCUGCGCUGGACCCCGACGCUGGGCCACAUCUGCCACGUCAAAGGCAAAGACGCGCGCCAGCCGCCGACGGCGCACAAUAACAACAACAGCAGCGGCAGAGGCGGCAACGGCGGCGGCGCGGACCAGCCGCAGCAGCAGCAGCCGGCAGCAACAGCAGCGAUCCGCACGCUCUCGUCCAGCCGCACGACACGGUCAUUCCACCAGCCGGAGUGGACGGCGCUGGGCGAGAGCCUGGACAAGCUGCGGUUCCAGAUCCGGGCGGAGGAGCAGCGGGUGUUCGCGGGGCUGCGGGCGCGGGUGGUGCGGGGGCUGGUCAAGCUGCGGCGCAACGCGCGGGUGCUGGACGAGCUGGACAUCGCGACGUCGUUCGCGCGGCUCGCGGCGGAGCAGGGGCUCGUGCGGCCGACGCUGACCGCCGCGCCGCAGACCGUCAUCGUCGGCGGGCGGCACCCCACGGUGGAGGGCGGGCUGGCCGAGCAGGGCCGCACGUUCCAGCGCAACGACUGCUUCCUCGGCUCGGCGGUGCCGGCUGCACAAACACACGGCCGCGUCUGGCUGAUCACGGGCCCCAACAUGGCCGGCAAGUCGACGUUCCUGCGGCAGAACGCGCUCAUCACGAUCCUGGCGCAGAUCGGGUGCUACGUGCCGGCCGACUACGCGUCGCUGGGCAUCGUGGACGCCAUCUUCAGCCGGGUCGGGUCGGCCGACAACCUGUACCAGGACCAGAGCACCUUCAUGGUGGAGAUGCUCGAGACGGCGGCGAUCCUGCGGCAGGCGACGCCGCGGUCCUUCGUCAUCAUGGACGAGGUCGGCCGCGGCACGACGCCCGAGGACGGGACGGCCGUGGCGUUCGCGGCGCUGCACCACCUGGUGCGCGUCAACAGGUGCCGGGCGCUGUUCGCGACGCACUUCCACGACAUCGCGGACCUGGUGGCGCAGCACGGCUUGCGGGUGCAGGACGGAGGUCCGGACGGGGCCGUCGACAUGUACUGCACCGACGUGGAGGAGGACGAGAACGGCGGGUUUAUCUACGUUCACAAGCUGCGCAAGGGGGUCAACCGGCAGAGCCAUGCGCUCAAGGUGGCGCGCCUUGCAGGGCUGCCAGAACAGGCCAUCCGGGUGGCUCAGCAGGUGCUGCAGCAUUCAGGGGUCGACAUCUCGUCCCACAGGGGAGUGGAGCAGGCAAAGGCACCGGCGUCAGCAGCAGUUGUAGCAUAA